Lolium perenne is the source of this 880-nucleotide messenger RNA. The record is from RefSeq and is a predicted model, not a curated record. Lineage: Eukaryota; Viridiplantae; Streptophyta; Magnoliopsida; Poales; Poaceae.
UUCAACCUGUACGGCACGCAUCUGAGCGGAGCCACGUACUCCACCUGAUGGAUGGGACGGACGUCCUUGCCGCUGCCAGCUCUAUAAAUCCCCUUGCAGCCUAGCUCAGAACCCUAGCUUCUUUCCCUCCCGCCGCCGCUCUCUGCCUCCUCUCUUUUCUUUGUUGUCUCCCUCGCUUCGCGAGCUCGCCACGCACACCGGUAUCUCCGCUCCGUCUGGGAUGGCCGCGACACCGUCGGCAAGCACAGCUUCGUCGAGCUGCGCCUUCGUCUCUGCCGUGUUCUACUCCGACCAGCACCGGUUCCCGCUUCCUCGCUCACGUCCUCCUUUUCCCUGCGCACGUUCUUCUCCGUCAACACCACGCAGCAGCAUGCACGUCUUCGUCCCCGCCCAUGCGCGCACACCGUCCGGCCUCCGCUGCUCGUUCCCGUCGCUGCUCGCGGCCGCGCGCCGUCAAGGUCGUCUCCGACAUACACGAACCCGUCGACAAGAACUGCGUCCUCGUCCGUGUCCUCCACCUCCCCGAGCUCUUCUUUGGCCUCCACCGCGCCUUGCCGUCUCCGACGUCCAGCAGCCAAGAAGGACUGCGCGUGCUGCAGCUCAUGGCCGGCACAUGCACGCGUGCGCCGACCUCCUCUUUGUCCUCGUCUUCUUCACGGAGCAGGCAGCACCAAGGCCAGCUCGCCAAGAUCUCCAUCUGCACGUCGUCGACUACCCCGGCCACCUUUCUUCUCCAACGCCGGCAGCUCCACUGCCUCCCUUCCCUCGUCGACGAGCACCACCAGGCAUUUGCUUCUUCUCGGAUAGGAUCACGAAGUGGUGUGGUGAGAUACGACAAGUUCUCCGGAUGUCCCUCGACAAGCUUUAACAGGCAAGCAUU